Molecule: messenger RNA, 867 nt
Organism: Branchiostoma floridae (Florida lancelet)
Lineage: Eukaryota; Metazoa; Chordata; Leptocardii; Amphioxiformes; Branchiostomatidae
Exons: 3
Coding region: 1-867 (288 amino acids)
Source: RefSeq, a predicted model, not a curated record
AUGGCAUCAAAGAUAACCGCAAAAGCCGAGAUCUUGGUACUGCAGGAGGACCUCCCGGGUAUCACCAUCACGGACGUCGAUGUCAAAGGAUCCAUCAGCGAAGGAGAAGGUUUCCUGAGUGACAUCAUCGCCUUUGAUGCCGUGGGGACCAGGAAAGGCACAAGUCAGCGCUUCAGUCUCGUCGCUAAACUGACAGAUUUCAAACGGCUGUCGGCAUUAUAUGGAGGACAGUAUCCAGAGUCUUUCAGGGAUACCCACAUCAACAUGGAGGCGUGUGAAGUCAAGUUUUACUCCGACGUGGUCCCGGAGCUCUUGUCGGCGGCGGUUCCGAGCACGGAGCGCAAAUCAAAGUCAGGGAAUAGAGAUGGCAAAAGUCAUCCCUUUACUGAUGCCUCUUUCCUCCCCAAAUGCUACUUCGCCGCCACCGACACGAGCUCCAUGCUAUCCGUGAGGGUUAUGGAGAAUCUGAAAACUCAGGGGUUCUCCAUAAAACCCAACAUCCAACCGUUGAGCCGUGCUGAGAUGAUGCUUGCUGCCGGGGCCCUGGCGCAGCUGCACGGCCUGUCACAUCGGCUGGAGCUCCUGUCGGGCAAAUCCCUUCCCGAGAAGUACGACUGGAUCAUGACUAAGACAGGUACAAUAGGUCCGAAGGCUAACAUAACCUACAAAUAUCUGACCAACGUGAAGGCGUUUGCCGCAGCAUUUCCUGACCAGGCAGACCUUGUGGCUGGCCUCGAAGAGUUAGGCCCCCGUGUCAUCUCCAAGGAGAACCUACAGCGACGGCUUAAGGUGCUUAGCCAUGGAGACUGCUGGGUCAACAACAUCAUGAUUAAGACAGCUCGUCCGGGCACCGGUUUGGAAAUGUGA